GCGAUUGAAUGAGAUAGAUAGAUAGCCUACGACUCAUACCAGCUACGAUACACGAGCAAAAACGGCUCGGCAAUGACUCCAACUAGACGAGGACCUAUGAAGUAAACAGCUCGGCUGUGUAUAAAUAGUUAUAGAUUGAGCUAAAGCGAUAGCUAACGAGUGCGUUUAAAGCAGCUCCAUCGAAUUAACACUUUAUUUUGAUAGACUUUGACAAGAAAAUUGCUGGCAAUUGAUAUCUUUCUCUCUUUGUGUUUCAAGACCUGUGAAAUCAUGCCAAAAGCAUGUUACUACAGCAGCAAGAAAAAAGAUAAACAAAAAAUAAAAAAUCAUUAGCGCAACCCUCAGUUACUACAGGUGUUUUAAUCGUAUAAUAAAUUAAAUUUAAACUCGCAUGAAUCACAAUUUCAAAAACUGAGCUUAACUUGAAAAAUUUCGCCAAAACACGUCACAAAAGCAAAGGCAAAAGCAAAAGCAAAAUAAAACUAAAAACAAAUCGAAGACAAAGUCGAGCCAAUGAUCUAAGAAAUGUAAAUUGCAAAAUAUACAAUGAACCUGCUCGAAUAUACCAAGUAUAAAAAACUCACAACACGACUCAAUUUGUCACUCAACCUGUUUUCAUACUAAAUUCAUAUAUAUGUAUCUGUGCACUUGUCACCUGUCUCUAAGGGGUAGAGCCCAAAAACCAGUUCCAAGAAUUAAUGCACUUAUUCCAGGGAUUUUGUUUACGUUCACGACGAUAUAGUGAUACGACUAAUGUAUAUAUAUAGCCAGCUGAUAUCGAUAAAAUAUAAAAAAGCAAAACGACAACAAAAAGCAGCGCCAUCCAAGUGCUUGUCUAACACUGAGCACAGAUAACUCGCGAAUCGCUGCCGUUUGAGUCAGAGAGUCUUUGUAUCUGUCUCUCUCUCUCUCUCUCUCCCUCUCUCUCCCACUCUCGUACAGACACACUUCGUAUGUCGCUCUCUGUCUGCUCAAGUCGGGCUUUCAGCUGGGUUGACGGGCUGGCUGCAUUGAUCGUUGAUUUGUAUUAUAUAGCUGGGUUAUGCGCUCUGUGCACAUCAUUUAGUAACGAAUCUGAACCCAAACGCAACGAAUACAUUUUCGAAACGGAACAAGAAGCGUUCGCGCGGGUUUUCUUGGACUAACAGUGAAUACAACCGUGUACACAUAGAUACAUAGCAACAAUGUUUCAAAAAAGGAUUAUUGAACUGUUCACACUGCUCUUCUAUUGGAUGGUUAUUACGCCAGCCAUCUAUCAAUAUUGCAAGACACAAAAUUGGAUACGCUGGGAUCUCAACAUUCCAUUUCAAUCGUUCUCGGAUCACGCCACCUUCGCGCUCUGCCUGCUCGCUGGCUACGUGACCUUUUAUCGGAUUGUGAUCUUCAUCUAUAUGAAGCUGAAAGUCUGUGAUGUGAAGAUGUGGCAUAAGCUGAAGAAGACCCAAGAGGAUCCCGAAUCGCAGCUCAAGGAUAAGUCACACUAUCAGGCCGUAUCCACGGAGAACAUCGAUACGGUUGAUGGCCCCGUCGCAGUCAAGGAUCAAACGCCAAAGGUCAUACGCACGAUUAGUCAUCCGCUGCUCGUGGAAAGCGAUUUGGCACGCAUACACAUCAAGCACGAGACGCGGCCGCUGCGCAGCGCCACGUUGCCCCAUCCGCAUCUGCGGCAGCCACAGCAGCCCAUCUCCAGCCCCACGCCCAGCCUGAGGUGCGCUCCGCCCGUGCCUUCGACGCCGCCCCGCACCCCUGGGCUGGCCCGCAAGCUGAGCCACGGCAUCAUCAUGUCGCCCGACGUCCUGAUGGGCACCUCCCAGCAGAUCAGACCCAAGAUAUAAUAUGGAGAAGCUGGAGGAGCGAAAUGUAGCUCGCAUCAAGUAUUAGCAUUAGCCAAAGAACCAAAGACCAACCCAAGUUUAGGACAAUUAUUUACGUAGAUGUGCGAAAUCCGAUUGUUUUCUUUUUCGAGUCGAGAUCGACAUUGUUUAUUGAUCAGUUAUUCCGAUCCUUUCAAUUUGGCAAUGAAAAGUUCAAUCAGUUCACUAGAAUGUCUAGUAUAUGAACUACUAUGACGAUAUAGAUAGGACAAGAGUCCCGUUCACUCAAUUCAAGUCAUCUAAAUGACGCGAAGCAACUCUAAUGUUAGCUGUUCCUGUAACAGGAAUAGAUCAUUUAGUGAAAUCUUAAAGCAAUGUAAACAAAUAUUUUAUGUUUUCUUCAUAUUUUAAUAUUAGCUAGCGAAUACGAAUACGAAUAGUUUUUGCGAGUCAUGUUUGAAAAGUAAUUGCAUAGAUAUAUAUUUAUUACCUAGUUCUAAGUUCAGAAAGCAAUUAAAUUGUUGGCUGCUUAUCCAUUGAAAUAUUUAUAUAUACAUAUAUCGUAUGUUAUGUUAUAUAAAGAGAUAUACUCCAUAAUAAAAGAAUGUUCACGAUUCAAAGUUACUCAAGUAGUUAUAUUUUCUUAUAUGGUGGGGAAACAGAAAUGGCUUUUACAAUCGAUAAGUAUGGAAUCAUAUUCCCUAAUGGCUUAUAAGAAUUAUUUUUAAGCAAAAGUGAGUACGACUAAAUCUGUGACAUCGAUACAAUAAAAAUGUUUACGUCCAGCUCUUAUGCUAAUGGUGCCCUUGGAGUUGAACUCAACAUCGAGCUGCUAUUAUAAAAUAUAUUUAUUAAACUAAAAAUAACAAGUUACGUAAAGCAGCAUUCUAUACAACCACAUGAUUUCUUUGAUGGUAAUACUCCGUCUGGAACUAUUAUAUAUGCCCGUUCGAAGUGAGUAUCGUUGAAGAAAUUCAGUUCGUGACAUUCGCUCAAAGCAAAGCAAGUGCCAAACAUGUUUGA
This is a messenger RNA of Drosophila mojavensis, 2837 nucleotides long. RefSeq lists its product as uncharacterized. The transcript has a single exon. The record is from RefSeq and is a predicted model, not a curated record. NCBI's taxonomy places the organism in Eukaryota, Metazoa, Arthropoda, Insecta, Diptera, Drosophilidae. Bases 1185 to 1835 code for a protein of 216 amino acids.